Molecule: messenger RNA, 2201 nt
Organism: Python bivittatus (Burmese python)
Lineage: Eukaryota; Metazoa; Chordata; Lepidosauria; Squamata; Pythonidae
Product: 7-alpha-hydroxycholest-4-en-3-one 12-alpha-hydroxylase
Molecular function (GO): heme binding; sterol 12-alpha-hydroxylase activity; iron ion binding
Source: RefSeq, a predicted model, not a curated record
UGUUUAAUCGGGUUCUCUUUAUCUAGUUUUAAGGCUUAUGUGGAGAACAAAUCCCAUUUUAGGUCAUAUGGAUGCAGAAAUAUUGAAAAUUCAAAAGGUUCACAAAUGUUUAAGCACUACGAUAUGCCCCAGCUAAUAGAAACCAAUUGUUUCUUGCUGACCUCAACUGAGCUGGAAACAGAUGUCUCGUCCUGCCCCACCCAACAAUAAUAUGAAGUCCCAGAAGCAUGAUGCAUAUCCCGGAGCUUGAAUUCCAUAUCAAAAUACUCUGAGUUGAAUUAUGAUGCUCUGGGAUGGUCUGGGGAUUCCUCCCCAGAGAAGGGAGUUGGACCUGGACCUCUAAGAUCCCUCUUUCAACUCCAGGAUUCUAGGACUAGAACCUCCUUCUUCUCCACAUUACACAAAGAUUUCAAGUUCAAACACAUCCAUGUUCAUUAAAAAAAAAAAAAAAACUCUCAGUGUGAACAGGCAAAGCAUGAAGAUAAUGACAUAGAAGCAAAAGGCGAACAUUGGAUGUUAUUAACCACUUCAGGGACAGGAAAACCACAACUGCUUUUGUAACCUCAGAAAUGGAAUUAGGCAGUCCCAUGCUGAACUCCCAUAUGACCACAUGCUUUAUAAAUACUGGUUGCCCUUUAUUUUUUGCGAGGCUUCCUCCUGGCACACCAGUGAUGAAUUUCUGGGAGACCGGGCUGUGCGCUCUCCUGGCAACCUUCAUUGCAAUACUUCUUGGAGGACUCUACACAAUAGGAGCAUUUCGCAAGAGGAAAUCCACGGAACCACCCCUGGACAAGGGUUUAAUUCCAUGGAUAGGCCAUGGGAUAAGUUUUGGGAGAAACCCUGUACAGUUUUUGGAAAGGAUGAUGAAGAAACAUGGGGAUAUUUUCACCAUGCUGCUUGGGGGCAAUUAUUUACAUAUUGUGAUGGAUCCUAACAUUUAUGGAUUUAUAGUAAAGACAUCAAACAGCAAGCUGGAUUUUAGUGCAUUUGCAGCAAACAUAGUCAGUAAGGUAUUUAAUUUUCAACCAACAGAAAUUCAUCAUAAGAUUGUGAAAGGUGGGAGCAAAAAGUACCUCAGAGGUAAAAGUCUAGCUUUCCUAAAUCAAAUAUUCAUGGAGAAUCUGAACGCCAUAUUGCUUCACAACCAAGAUUCAGGUGAGGAGAAAAGACGCUGGCAUCAGGAGGGUCUUCUGCACUUCACCUACAAGACCAUCUUCCAAGCUGCUUUCCUGACUUUAUUUGGCUCUGACUCAGAGAAGGAUGCCCCCAGAAAAGAAAAUGCUCAGGAGAGAAAAUGUAAACAUUGUGAGAAGUUGUUUGAAGAGUUUCAGCAAUUUGAUCAGUUCUUUCCCCAAAUGAUUCUCAACAGCCUGGAUCCCCAAAGCAAGAAGGAGACUCAGAGACUGAGGAGCUACUUCUGGGAUCUCCUGUCUGUAGAAAAGCUGUACGAGAGGGAGAACAUCAGCAGCUGGAUAGUGGAGCAAGAUUACCAGAUGACUGAAGCUGGGAUGAAUGAAAAGUUGAGGUCGCAGAGCCAGCUACUUCUCCUAUGGGCUUCUCAAGCAAACACCGGUCCAGCAGCAUUCUGGUUGUUUGCAUAUCUCUUGAAAUAUCCAGAAGCGAUGAAGGCAGUGAGGGAAGAAAUAGAGCGAGUGCUAAGAGACACGGAUCAGGGAGAGACACCAUCGAACCUGUCCUUGCAGGCAAUCAAGACUCCUCUUCUUGACAGUGCCGUGGAAGAAGUUCUCCGCCUGAAAGCGGGUUCUUUUGUGUUUAGAAGCGUAAUGGAGGACAUCAACCUCAAGAUGGACGAUGGGAGAGAAUAUAGUCUUCGAAAAGGAGACCAUCUUCUUCUUUUUCCUUUCCUCGCGCUGCACAUGGAUCCAGAAAUCUACCCUGAGCCUCAAACAUUCAAGCAUGACCGCUUCGUCAGCCCAGAGGGUGAGAAAAAAGAGUUCUUCAAAAACGGGAAAAAGCUGAAACAUCAUAUCAUGCCCUUUGGGGGUGGGCCUUCCAUGUGCCCCGGCCGGUUCUUCGCUGUCAGUGAAAUGAAAAUAUUUGUCAUCUUGAUGCUCACCCACUUUGAUAUGGAGCUGAUUAACAUAGAAGAAGAACUGCCUCCUUCAUCUGAAAUCCGCAGUGGGAUUGGAGCGGCUCAUCCUGCGCAUGACAUCAUGUUCAAAUAUCGGCUGCGACUCUAA